AUGUCAGCAGACGACUCACCCUCGAUUACUGAAAUUAUCAGACAAUUGAGAGAGUCAGUUUUAAAACGGAUACCCAGAGACCACAAACAACACCAUGCUACCGAAACCAGUCUCACAAACCUAUACUUACGACCAGACACCAAAUGGGGUUUCGUCAUCGUCCGCGCAGCCUAUAGUCCUUCCAAUGAUAAGCUGUGGGCCCAGUUUCUCGAAAUCUUUCGCGCCCAUGUUGAAGAGACCUUGGAAGUGCACGAUGAACUGGACCUGUUCCCGCGCCAUGAGUUUACAAUUAUUGAAGACGGAGCAACACUUGGUAGCGCAGAUUCGUACGCCGCACGCCGCGCAUUUCGCGCGUGGGUAGCCAAUGACCUACCCCAACAGCUUCGCGAUGAGUGCCUGGAAGAACUAGGCGGAUUCGCGCAGGAGCGCGAAGAAGUAGAGGUGCCCAAAAGGAAAUUCACUAGGGACUGGGAGGGCGGCGAGACGAAUGAUGAUACCGAAGAAGUUGGGUGGAUGUACAUGGAAACGUCAGAUUAUGUUGACAUGUACGACCGUUUGACUGAUGAAUUCGCUUGGCACGAGCAUUACCAGUGGCCGCACAGAAACUGGAUCGAGAAUUCUAGUCAAUAUGUUAACUGGGGCCGAUGAUGGGAGAAGGGGAGUGCCAAUGUAAUUAAACAAGCGAUUGGAUUUGCAGAUAGUCGGCGUGUGUGUAUCAAGG
This is a messenger RNA of Bipolaris sorokiniana ND90Pr, 721 nucleotides long. RefSeq lists its product as uncharacterized. The record is from RefSeq and is a predicted model, not a curated record. The transcript has 2 exons. NCBI's taxonomy places the organism in Eukaryota, Fungi, Ascomycota, Dothideomycetes, Pleosporales, Pleosporaceae. The coding region runs from base 1 to 648 and encodes 215 amino acids.